Molecule: messenger RNA, 1066 nt
Organism: Ochotona curzoniae (black-lipped pika)
Lineage: Eukaryota; Metazoa; Chordata; Mammalia; Lagomorpha; Ochotonidae
Gene: RMDN1
Product: regulator of microtubule dynamics 1
Exons: 10
Coding region: 38-970 (310 amino acids)
Cellular component (GO): mitotic spindle pole; spindle microtubule; cytoplasm
Molecular function (GO): microtubule binding
Source: RefSeq, a predicted model, not a curated record
GCCGGGAUCGGGCUGAGGGGGCGGGAAGGUGUCGGCCAUGGCGCUGGCCGCUCGCCUUGGGCGCUCUGUGACUUGGGGACGGGCAGCGGCCUGCGGGCUUCGCCUGCUGACCAGGACUUCGGGGAGCUGCGCGCGGUGCGGCCGCUGGCGGGCCCGCGGUGUCGAGGUUGCGUGGAAUCCAGGAUUUUUAAAAAGAGGCCCUUUCUUCUCUGUCUUGUCUGUCUUGGGUUUUGAAACAUAUCAAGUUCUCUCUCAGACUGCUGUGGUUCAUGCCACAGCUAAAGUUGAGGAUAUUCUUGAACAAGCAGACUACCUGUAUGAAAGUGGAGAAACGGAAAAACUUUACCAGUUGUUAACGCAGUACAAGGAAAGUGAAGACGCAGAGUUACUCUGGCGUUUGGCACGGGCGUCACGUGACGUGGCUCAGCUCAGCGGAACCUCCGAGGAGGAGAAAAAGCUGUUGGUGUAUGGAGCCCUGGAGUAUGCACGGAGAGCACUAGACAAGAACCAGUCUAGUUCUGCAGCUCAUAAGUGGUAUGCCAUCUGCAUUAGUGAUGUUGGAGAUUACGAAGGCAUCAAGGCUAAAAUUGCAAAUGCCUACAUCAUCAAGGAGCAUUUUGAGAAAGCAAUUGCACUGAAUCCUAAGGAUGCUACUUCAAUUCAUCUUAUGGGGAUUUGGUGCUAUACAUUUGCUGAAAUGCCUUGGUAUCAAAGAAGAAUUGCUAAAAUGCUAUUUGCAACUCCUCCUAGUUCCACCUAUGAGGAGGCAUUAGGCUAUUUUCACAGGGCAGAACAAGUGGACCCAAACUUCUACAGCAAAAACUUGCUGCUUUUAGGAAAAACAUACUUGAAGUUACACAACAAAAAGCUUGCUGCCCUGUGGCUCCUGAAGGCCAAGGACUACCCAGCGCACACAGAGGAAGACAAGCAGGUACAGACGGAAGCUGCACAGUUGCUUACAGGCUUGUGACAAGAUGGAUGAUAACUUUUGAGAGAAGACGAUAUGUAAAAUACCUAAUAAAUACCACCUUUUCAUUGAAUUUAUAAAGGUAGCAUUUAACCACCA